UUUAAUCACUUCCUGCAUUCGAGCUUUCCAGCCGCAACGACAUAGCGAGAGAAGCAAUACGACCAUGGGCUUUGUUGAAGAACUCAAGACCGGAAACUUUAGUCUCUAUGGGCAAUGGCAAGUGCUAAGCAGGCGGCCAGAGAGGAGCAUGGAAGGAGGAGUGCGAACCAAACACAGGGAACUGGAACACUCGUAUACUAAUGCGAUAAUUUCUCCUGUGUAGGAUGGCGCUAUUGUCUGGAGUGCUUCUUAUUGUCCUCGGUGGGGUGACGUUCUUGUUCCACAUUGUGUACUCGAUUCUGGCGAUCGUGUUUGGCGCCAUCUGCAUCCUGAUCGAGAUUCCGUUCUUAAUGAAGCUGUGUCCGACGGGGCCGGCGUUCGACAGGGCGUUCGGCGGGCUCAAGAACCAUUGGUGGCGGUUUGUUGCAUACUUGGUGUUUGCGAUUGUGAUGUGGUCGUCACUAGCCAAGGGCGGGGGCGUUCUGGCAAUUGGGGCGGUGACGAUUACGUUGGCGGCGGCGUGCUACUUUGUCGCCGCAGUGAAGAAGCAGGCCAAGGUCACAUCGGCGAUGUUUGGCGGCGGCAACGAGAGCCAUCACGGCUUUGACACCACAAACGCGCUUCCGAUCUAG
Linderina pennispora is the source of this 632-nucleotide messenger RNA. RefSeq lists its product as uncharacterized. NCBI's taxonomy places the organism in Eukaryota, Fungi, Kickxellomycota, Kickxellomycetes, Kickxellales, Kickxellaceae. The transcript has 3 exons. Bases 225 to 632 code for a protein of 135 amino acids. Gene Ontology annotation, cellular component: membrane. The record is from RefSeq and is a predicted model, not a curated record.